This is a messenger RNA of Rotaria sp. Silwood2, 288 nucleotides long. The record is from the annotation of a GenBank genome assembly. NCBI's taxonomy places the organism in Eukaryota, Metazoa, Rotifera, Eurotatoria, Philodinida, Philodinidae.
AUGAAAGCAACCCGAACACAUUUUAAUCAAAGAAGCCUGGCAUUCAUUGUGCUUAUAAGUGGUGUUCUCGGUGGUCUUCUCAUUGUUUUUUCGAUUUUAUUACUAUGCAAAUAUUGUUUAAAUCGAAAAAAUUUGAGAGAAACCGAACAAAUGAAACUUUUAUAUGAAACAUUAAAUCAAGCAUCGUUACUCGAUUCAAAUCGUUUAUAUCAUCGUGGUAUUCGAGAAUUCUCACCACUCGAGCCACGUCGAUCAAAUCCACUUGAUCGAUAUCAAAUUGCCGAGUAA